Messenger RNA from Setaria italica (foxtail millet), 2547 nucleotides. RefSeq names its product zinc finger CCCH domain-containing protein 50-like. The record is from RefSeq and is a predicted model, not a curated record. NCBI's taxonomy places the organism in Eukaryota, Viridiplantae, Streptophyta, Magnoliopsida, Poales, Poaceae. Gene Ontology annotation, molecular function: protein binding.
CCGCCAGUAAACUGCGAGUCCUCCUUGCUCCGUCGCCUGCCUCUCUCUCUCCUCUGUCCUCUCCUCUCUCCUCCCUCUCUCACUGCCGUUCCCCAAAGCAGUUUCGGCUUCUCUUCUUCUCUCGGGCGAGGGGGAGGCCGCCGGCGGCGACCUUCGGGAGGAAGGGAGCCCGAAGGGAGGGCCCCCCUGGGAUCCCGCUGGAUUGGAUUGGAUUAGGACUGGAUCGUCGCGGGCAGAUGCGCUGAGCUCCUGUCGGGCAGAGCGAGCGAUGGGCGACCUUGCUGAUCUCGCGUGCGCCGGCGACGCCGCGCGCUCGCAUCUCGCCGGCGCCGGCCGGCGGGACAGGCUUGCGGAGCUGCUGGAGCUCGCGGCGGCGGACGACGCCGCGGCGUUCCGGGAGAAGCUCGCGGGGGCCGGCGGCGAUGGGGACGCCGCGGAGCUGGCGGACGGCGUGGGGCUGUGGUACGGCCGGAGCAAGGCGUACGAGCCGCGCACGCCGCUGAUGGUGGCGGCGACGUACGGCAGCGCCGAGGUGGUGUCGCUGCUGCUCGGCCUGGGAUGCGUCGAUGUCAACCGGCGCCCGGGCGUCGACGGCGCGACCCCACUGCACUGCGCCGCCUCCGGCGGCUCGCGGAACGCCGUCGCCAUCGUCAAGCUGCUUCUCGCUGCCGGCGCCGACCCGGUCACCCCCGACUCCGCCGGCCGCUUCCCUGCCGACGUCAUCCUGGCUCCUCCUGCUUCGCCGGAUGCCCUGGGCGAUCUGGAGAUGCUUCUUGGCCGCCGCCGAGGGCUGGCUGUCACGACCUCGGUACCAUCGGGUUCCUCAUCCCCGCCGCUCUCGUCCUCGCCGGAUGAGGGCAACAGGUCGCCAUCCUCACGGUCGUCUUCGUUGUCCCCGAUCACCGUGGACCGUGCCAAGAAGGAGUACCCGGUGGAUCCGACGCUGCCGGACAUCAAGAGUAGCGUGUAUGCCUCCGACGAGUUCCGCAUGUUCGUCUUCAAGUGCGGCCCUGCCCAGGCCUACUCGCACGACUGGACCGAAUGUCCAUUCGUGCACCCGGCGAGACGCCCGCCCUCCCGUGCCUCUUCAUCUAUUGACAUGACUGCUGCUGCUGCUCUUGGGCUGCUACCUGGAUCUCCUACCAGGCACUUUGUGCCACCCCCUCUGUCGCCAUCUGCUGCUAACAAUGGUGGAGGAGCUGCUGCUCAUUGGCUCCAAGGUAGCAGGCUGCGUUCUUCUUUCAAUGCAAGGGAUGCACAGGCUGAUGACCUUGGCGCGCUCCUUGAAUGGGAAUCACAAUACCUUGGAGCGCUCAGCCUCCCACAGAGCAGCCGAUCCCAGCCCCGUCUUUCUACUGGUCUGAGCAUUCAUCCGACAGCAAUGGCUCCAUCUAACCUCGAGGAGAUGUAUGCUUCAGACGUGGCAAUGUCACCAAGGUUCACCAAUGACCAAGCUCACUCAGUUUACUCACCAGCACACAAAUCGGCCCUUCUAAACAAGUUUCAUCAUCAACAAAAGGGUCUCCUGUCACCUGUUAAUACCAACAGGAUGUUCUCUCCAAGGGGUCUCGAUCCGUCAAUUAUCCAUUCUCCAUUUGGUGGCAUGUCUCCUCGGUCCCCUCGGACCAUGGAGCCAACAUCUCCCCUAAGUGCCCGUGUUGGAGCUACUGUCACACAGCCACAGCGUGAUAUGUUUGAUCAUUUCUCUUCCAUGAACAAGCAUCAGUUGCCAUCUGUUGGUUCGCCACGGAAUCUUAAUGCUUCAUGGGGUAACAUUGGUACCCCAAAGAGUAAGGUUGACUGGGGUGUUGAUAACGAAGAGCUGGUCCGUUUGAGGCAUCCUGCGCAACCUGGAGCUGCAGGAGAGGAACCAGAUGUGUCAUGGGUGCAGUCACUGGUGAACAAUGCUGAGCUGAAUGGCAAGAGGGGCGAAAUGGCAGGCAUGGCCUCUCGACCAAUGAGUAGGCCUGACCUGAGCAGUCAGGGUGAUUUAGUGGAUCAGACGAUGAUUGCUUCUUGGCUUGAGCAGCAAAUGCACUUGGAGCCGAAGUAACUGUUAAGGGAGGCCUUUACUGCCAAGGUGGAUGAAACCUUCAUUUUGCUGGAUUAGUUACCGAAGAAUAGUUAUUUGUCCUAGUAAAUAAUAAUAUUCUUUUGUAUUCUUGAAAUUUUUGUUCCCAAAGUCAGAGAUGGUGGUCUUCAGCAAAGCAUUCGGUCAGAGAUUGGUAGCUGAAAGCAGCUGCCCAGAAUUGGUAAACAACCUCGUUACUUUGGAGGUCCUAACUAGUAUUCUUUUCAUUAGUUCAGAUGAGGUAAGAUUCAUAUGGUCCACCAUGAGUCAAUAGUAAUUGUGUUGAUCUCUGUAACAAAAGAGAUUAUAGUUCUUUCCCCCCGCAUUUAUCAAUGAAUGAUUUCAUGAAAACAUUCAUAAUCCAAUUUGUUGUUCCUCUGUUGAAUACAUGUGUACUUCUGUUUUUCCCAUUUCCUGUGUUUGAUUGAUCCACUGUUGAAUAAUACUGGCUGUGAAAUGGUCCCAUUAUAAAAUAA